GCCGGCUCCCUCGCCCGCCAGCCUGGGAAAGUGGGUUAGGGGGGGCAGGAGCUCCGCUCGGACACCGGCAAAGGAGCAUCCAGCCCCGGGCGGACCGGAGAAGAGCACCUUCCUUCGGCAGCUUUCUCUUCCUCUCUCCUGGGGGGGGGGGGUUUAUAUUUGCACUCUCUCCUUUUCAAUUUUGUUCCCUUGACUUUCCUCCCCACCUCGGGUUUUACGAGAGCUUUGUUGAGUCUUGGAGGGAAGACACCACUGAGCCAGGCAGAGAGCGAGGGAAAGUGGCAAGGAGCACAAAUUGGCAAGCCCGUUCCGCCUUGGCCGUUGAUGAAAGCCCUGUGUUUGUAAAGCCCUCUCGGCGUGAGCAGCACGCACACACCCUCCAGAGUACGCGGCGGACCUGCACCUCGGCGUGGCCACCAUGGUCGGCAGAGUUCAGCCUGAUCGGAAACAGUUGCCGCUGGUCCUACUGAGAUUGCUCUGCCUUCUUCCCACAGGACUGCCCGUUCGCAGCGUGGAUUUUAACCGAGGCACGGACAACAUCACCGUGAGGCAGGGGGACACGGCCAUCCUCAGGUGUGUUGUAGAAGACAAGAACUCGAAGGUGGCCUGGUUGAACCGAUCUGGCAUCAUUUUUGCUGGACAUGACAAAUGGUCUCUGGACCCUCGGGUUGAGCUGGAGAAACGCCAUUCUCUGGAAUACAGUCUCCGAAUCCAGAAGGUGGAUGUCUAUGAUGAGGGUUCCUAUACUUGUUCGGUUCAGACACAGCAUGAGCCCAAGACCUCCCAAGUUUACUUGAUCGUGCAAG
Messenger RNA from Hyaena hyaena (striped hyena), 806 nucleotides. RefSeq names its product limbic system-associated membrane protein. NCBI's taxonomy places the organism in Eukaryota, Metazoa, Chordata, Mammalia, Carnivora, Hyaenidae. Gene Ontology annotation, cellular component: neuron projection membrane. Gene Ontology annotation, biological process: synapse organization. The record is from RefSeq and is a predicted model, not a curated record. The transcript is spliced from 2 exons. The annotation marks the transcript as partial.